Molecule: messenger RNA, 1057 nt
Organism: Boleophthalmus pectinirostris (great blue-spotted mudskipper)
Lineage: Eukaryota; Metazoa; Chordata; Actinopteri; Gobiiformes; Gobiidae
Gene: lsm4
Product: LSM4 homolog, U6 small nuclear RNA and mRNA degradation associated
Exons: 5
Coding region: 136-573 (145 amino acids)
Biological process (GO): spliceosomal snRNP assembly; P-body assembly; mRNA splicing, via spliceosome
Cellular component (GO): P-body; spliceosomal tri-snRNP complex; U6 snRNP
Molecular function (GO): U6 snRNA binding
Source: RefSeq, a predicted model, not a curated record
UUUCUACCGGAAGUCCCCAAACUCCGGCGAGAACGAACUUCCGGUAGCUGAAAACGAGCCAAAAUCGAGACGAGCUAAGACACAAAACUUACGAAAAAUCACGAAUUAUCCCAUAAACGCAGAGCAGCUGCAGAUAUGCUUCCUUUAUCACUUUUGAAGACGGCCCAGAAUCAUCCCAUGCUGGUGGAGCUGAAAAAUGGAGAAACGUACAACGGGCACUUGGUGAGCUGCGACAACUGGAUGAACAUCAACCUGAGAGAAGUGAUCUGCACGUCCAGGGACGGAGAUAAGUUCUGGAGGAUGCCGGAGUGUUACAUCCGCGGCAGCACCAUCAAGUACCUGCGUAUCCCGGACGAGAUCAUCGACAUGGUGAAGGAGGAGGUGGUGUCCAAGGGCCGAGGACGAGGAGGAGCGCAGCAGAACAAACAGCAGGGCAAAGGCAGAGGAGGCCCGGGCAGAGGCGUGUUCGGGGGUCGUGGUCGGGGCAUGAGUGGACCGGGCCGAGGGCAGCAGCAGCAGCAGCAGCAGGAGAAGAAACUGGGAAAACCACAGGGAAUGAAGAACCGGGACUGAACCAGGACUCGACCGGGACUAAACCUGGACUAAACCUGGUCUGUGUACAGCGCCCCCUACGGCCCCGAGCACUGCAACUACAACUCCAACUCAGAACCCACAAAAACCAGAGUCUCAGUUUUUGUUUUCUCGUUUCACCUGUAAAUAUCGCUGAUAUUUUAAGACCUGAAAUCACAAACGAUACUUUCUUUUUUAACUUUAUUUUUAAUCGUUUGUCCAAAUAUCUCCUCGUGUUAUUCUCUGUUAUAGAAACGACUCUGCUCGGGCUUUGAAAACAUCGUAAAACCUCAAAUUAAAGCCUCAUUACCUUCGUUGUCGUCAGAAAUAUCAGCGUAAAGACGUUUAUGUUGGGGGGAAAAAAAACAUAUUAUAGAAAAAUCUCAAAAAUCGAUCGUGCUGCUUGAGUUUAAUUUGACUUUUGUAACUAAAAAAGUGUAAUUUAUUUACAUUUCUGCAAAAUAAAUCACCUUUUGUUAAAACGCUG